CUGCUUCUCCCAACGUCGCCACCAACCAUGGCCUCGUCGACGGGAAGGAGAUCAGCGGGAAGAGGCAGAGCCCGGUACAGCCCCGAGACCCGGGAGGUGCUGAGAGCCCUGAUGGAGGAGUCGAAGCUGACGAGUUUCCAGAGGCGAUGCCUGAUGGACUGCCUGAGGCGGGGAGAUUCUCUGCCCCUCCAGUGCCACCCCACCUCCAGCCAAGAACCAGUGCCCUCACCUCCUGCUUCCUUCCCACCAUGCCAUCAGCCAAGCAAGCUGUCAGCUAAACCCCAUCUUCGGCCUGCUGAGGUCUGCCGGGCAGGAGAUGCCUACACCCGAGAGAAAUUCAAGCCACAGGCAAGGCGAGAUUUGGAAAAGGAGAAGCAGAGGCUCCAAAAUAUCUUAGCAACUGGGAAGGAUGUGGUGGAGCACCGAGCAAAACAGAAACUGGUUCAGACAAAGGAAGAGGAGAUGCCUGAGCUUGACCGCUUUGAAGAACUGGUGAAUGAAGUUCGGGAGAGGAGGGAGUUUCUGGCAGAGAUGGAAGCCCUAGGACAGGGCAAGAAGUAUCAGGGAAUUAUCUUCACUGAAAUCUCACAGAAAAUACGGGAGAUGGAGAUCAUUGACAAGAAGAGAAGUGAGGAAGUGAAAGAGAUCGUGACAAAAGACUUUCCUAGUGGGAACAAAUCUGGUGUCCUCGACUAGGCAAGGGAAAAAACACAAGUGCAGUUUGUUCCCAACUCUUCUCCCAGGCCCUGGGCAUUGGUGUCUCAAGGCCUGUGCCUUGCCCAUCUCCUUGUGGUUCCCCUGAAGAGGGGGCAGUGUGACCUGUUGCCUAAAGCCAGAAGGCAGGAACGAUUUGCACACAGCUUGUAAUAGAAGCAAGCUGCUAUAAAUCCUCCCCAUGCUCUGGAUCCCUUCACACUUUACAACCUUAAAUAGAUGAAAACACAGUAGCAGCUAUUAAAGCACAACAAAGAAGA
Tympanuchus pallidicinctus (lesser prairie-chicken) is the source of this 974-nucleotide messenger RNA. It is a transcript of the gene CUNH22orf23, whose product is annotated as chromosome unknown C22orf23 homolog. The transcript has 6 exons. Bases 28 to 696 code for a protein of 222 amino acids. NCBI's taxonomy places the organism in Eukaryota, Metazoa, Chordata, Aves, Galliformes, Phasianidae. The record is from RefSeq and is a predicted model, not a curated record.